AUGGCGACCACCAAAGGGGGUUGGUGCCUGUGCGAGUUAUUGAGAUUUUUUUAUUCAUUAUUCCUCCCUGGGCUGACAGUCUGUGGAACUUUAUGUGUAUGUCUGUUCAUUAUCCUCUGGGGAAUCAGACUGCUGCUACAGAGAAAGAAAGCGUCAGUAUCAACUAGCAAAAAUGAGAAAAAGCAAAUGGUGGUUGCAUUUUUUCAUCCAUACUGCAAUGCUGGUGGAGGAGGAGAAAGAGUUUUGUGGUGUGCCUUAAGAGCCCUGCAGAAAAAGUAUCCUGAAGCAGUUUAUGUCGUUUAUACUGGAGAUGUUAAUGUCAGUGGUCAGCAGAUACUAGAAGGUGCUUUCCGAAGAUUUAACAUCAGACUCACUCACCCAGUGAAGUUUGUUUUCUUAAGGAAACGCUACCUUGUGGAAGAUUCACUCUAUCCUCACUUCACAUUGCUGGGCCAAAGUCUAGGGUCCAUUCUUCUUGGCUGGGAAGCUCUAAUGCAGUGUGUUCCCGACGUCUACAUCGAUUCAAUGGGAUACGCGUUUACACUUCCUCUGUUUAAGUAUUUAGGCGGUUGUCGCAUCGGAAGCUAUGUUCAUUAUCCCACCAUCAGCACAGACAUGCUCUCUGUAGUGAAGAAUCAAAAUGUUGGAUUUAACAAUGCAGCCUUCAUUACCAGGAAUCCUUUGCUCAGCAAAGUAAAGCUCAUCUAUUAUUAUUUAUUUGCUUUUGUUUAUGGACUUGUUGGUUCUUGCAGUGAUGUAGUGAUGGUCAAUUCUUCUUGGACACUAAGUCACAUUCUCUCCCUGUGGAAAGUUGGGAAUUGCACUAACAUUGUUUAUCCACCUUGUGAUGUGCAGACAUUUCUGGAAAUUCCCUUACGUGACAAAAAGACAACCCCCGGCCAUUUACUGGUUUCCAUUGGCCAGUUCCGGCCUGAAAAGAAUCAUCCUUUGCAGAUCAAAGCCUUUGCUAAAUUGCUGAAUAAGAAGGUGGCUGAGUCACUGCCUUCAUUGAAACUUGUCCUCAUUGGAGGUUGUCGAAACCAAGAUGAUGAGCUGAGGGUAAACCAACUGAGAAGGCUUUCUGAGGAUCUAGGAAUUCAAGAAGAUGUGGAAUUUAAAAUGAACAUCCCAUUUGAUGAGUUAAAGAAUUACUUGUCUGAAGCAACAAUUGGUCUGCAUACCAUGUGGAACGAGCAUUUUGGGAUUGGAGUUGUUGAGUGUAUGGCAGCUGGCACGGUUAUCCUUGCCCACAAUUCCGGGGGCCCGAAGCUUGACAUUGUCGUGCCUCACCACGGAGGGAGAACUGGGUUUCUGGCUGAAAGCGAAGAUGGCUACGCUGAGACCAUGGCUCAUAUUCUUUCCAUGUCUGAGGAAGAGAGACUCCAAAUCCGAAGCAGUGCUCGGGCAUCUGUAAGCAGAUUCUCUGAUCAGGAGUUUGAACUGGCAUUCCUGUCCUCUGUGGAGAACUUAUUUAAAUAAUGCCAUAUCUGUCCAGAUUAAAGCUAUUUUACAUAAAACGGCUACACACCUUCAUAUGUUAGUAUCUUUCUAACUGUUUUCUGUAUGGUAAUAAAGUCAGCCUAAGCAGUGCUCUCUGCAGUAUGUAUAUAGACAGGAUAUUUAUUUCAAUGAAAAUGAAAAAAAGGCAAAAUUACCUAACUGGUUUAAAUGAAAAACUUUUAGAUUAGUAUUCUGUCCCAAAUUCUGAAAAAUACGGAUCUGACAGAAAAAAAACGAACAGUCUUAAUGUGGGUAUAAUCCUGUUUUUCAGAUCCUAUUUGUCAAAUCACUGUACUUGAGAACCCAGGAAAGAGAAUUUCCCUUUAGAAAAUAGGAAAUGUUGAAUGGAAAAUGGAAGACUGACAAUUAGUUGAUUAGUCUUUUAAAAUGGUUCUAACAUCUUGGGAACAGAGAAAAAUUCUGGUACAUUUAAAUUCUAAAUGCCACUGUGGAUGACCUUCUUGAAUAUAUCUGACGACCUUCUUAAAAGAGAAAAGACACUUGAAGCAGGCGUCAUCACGUUCUAAGAGCACGUGAAAAGACAGAUGGACCAUGGCUGCCCCGCGG
This is a messenger RNA of Odobenus rosmarus divergens (Pacific walrus), 2067 nucleotides long. RefSeq names its product ALG11, alpha-1,2-mannosyltransferase (gene ALG11). Bases 1 to 1479 code for a protein of 492 amino acids. Gene Ontology annotation, cellular component: endoplasmic reticulum membrane. The transcript has 4 exons. NCBI's taxonomy places the organism in Eukaryota, Metazoa, Chordata, Mammalia, Carnivora, Odobenidae. Gene Ontology annotation, molecular function: GDP-Man:Man(3)GlcNAc(2)-PP-Dol alpha-1,2-mannosyltransferase activity. The record is from RefSeq and is a predicted model, not a curated record. Gene Ontology annotation, biological process: protein N-linked glycosylation.